Pollicipes pollicipes is the source of this 474-nucleotide messenger RNA. RefSeq names its product zinc finger protein ZIC 4-like. NCBI's taxonomy places the organism in Eukaryota, Metazoa, Arthropoda, Thecostraca, Pollicipedomorpha, Pollicipedidae. Gene Ontology annotation, biological process: regulation of transcription by RNA polymerase II. The transcript is spliced from 3 exons. Bases 1 to 474 code for a protein of 157 amino acids. The record is from RefSeq and is a predicted model, not a curated record. Gene Ontology annotation, molecular function: RNA polymerase II cis-regulatory region sequence-specific DNA binding; DNA-binding transcription factor activity, RNA polymerase II-specific. Gene Ontology annotation, cellular component: nucleus.
AUGAGGUCCGACGGCGAGAAGCCGUUCCGAUGCGAGUACGAGGGCUGCGACCGACGCUUCGCCAACAGCUCCGACCGCAAGAAGCACUCGCAUGUGCACACGUCCGACAAGCCGUACAACUGCAAGGUGCGCGGCUGCGACAAGAGCUACACGCACCCCAGCUCGCUUCGCAAGCACAUGAAGGUGCACGGCAAGGACGUCAGCGGCUACGACUCGGACUCGUCCUCGGCCACCAACGCGUCCACGCUGCGCUCGCCCACGUCGCUGACCUCGCCGCCGGCGGCCGUGACCUCGCUGACCUCGAGUCUGCAGCAGACCAACCUCAACGAGUGGUACAUCUCGCAGAACGCCACCGGCAUGCCGACGCCGCCCAGCAACGAGCACUCGCCGAUCGGCGGCCAUCCGCAGGCGCACCUGCUGCCCCACCACGAGCGCGCUGUCUCGCGGCCCACCGCCGUCGGAGUGGUCACCUGA